Messenger RNA from Vigna angularis (adzuki bean), 3086 nucleotides. Its product is annotated as oxysterol-binding protein-related protein 2A. The record is from RefSeq and is a predicted model, not a curated record. Gene Ontology annotation, molecular function: sterol binding. The coding region runs from base 248 to 2551 and encodes 767 amino acids. NCBI's taxonomy places the organism in Eukaryota, Viridiplantae, Streptophyta, Magnoliopsida, Fabales, Fabaceae. The transcript is spliced from 11 exons. Gene Ontology annotation, cellular component: cytosol; membrane; intracellular membrane-bounded organelle.
AUAUACAAAUCUCAUUCUUUUCUUCGAAUAAAUUUAUAAGCAUUUUUUCUUCUGCACACUUUUUUCACACUAAUGUAUCUAUCACUCAACUUCCUUCCAUGUCCUUUUAAUUUUCUUCCAACCUUGCUAGCUUUCACAACACUGAAUCAAUGAAAAAGAUAAUUCAGGUGUUAGUAGAACCCUCGCGUUGAAUCAAUCUAAAAUAGAAGGAACCAAAGUUAGGAAGAAGUAUUUUGAGGGAGAGAAAAUGCGAGUGAAAGAGAUGCACCAACUGUGUUGUAUCUCUCUGGAGAGUCCUGGAAUCGGCAACCAUUCCCCGGAGCGGAUGGCGGCGAGACUUUUUCAAACGAGGAGCUUCCCGGCGGUGGGAUCUCUGGGCAAUGCUGCUCAAAGAUGGGAGACCACGGUGGCCGGCGUUCUCUACAAGUGGACCAAUUACGGCAAAGGCUGGAGAUCCCGAUGGUUCCUCCUCAGGAACGGUGUUCUCUCUUAUGCCAAGAUCAGAUGUCCGGAGAAUCUCAACCUCCUCACUUCUUCUGACGACAUUAGCUUCAUAGGGGAGAUUUCCACCAACCGACUCGCACGAGUGGACAGAGUUGCCCCCGCCACACGACGAAAACACCGCAAAGCUUCUUCCUCUUCCCGUGUAGUCCAUCUCAAGCAGAUUUCAUCAUUUAGAGAGAGCAAGUCAGAUGAUCGGCGUUUCUAUAUAUUUACAGCAACGAAAACUCUCCAUCUGAGAACUGAUUCGAGGAAUGAUCGGGUUGCGUGGAUACAGGCAUUGGUUUCGACACGUGGCCUGUAUCCUCAUCAAGCCCUCAAUGAUCAUCUCUUGCUUACACCCAAUGAUAUAUCCGUGUCAACCGACAGGCUUAAGUUACGCUUGCUUGAAGAGGGUACCAGUGAGAACCUUGUAAAGGAGUGCGAGCAAAUCAUGCUCUCAGAGUUCUCCGAAAUGCAAGGACAACUUGAAGUUCUUUGUCAAGAGCGAUCUAAUUUGCUUGAUACAAUAAGGCAAUUGGAGGCAGCUAAUACUGAACCUGAGGCCACUGCAAUACACGAUGGUGAAUACCAGUUAACAAAGAACGAGUUUUCAAGUCUUGGACGUGGAAAAUAUAGUGAAUGUAGUACAACUGAAUCAUCUGAUGAUAUUGAGAAACAAGAGAUGGAGGAAGUAUCAGAUGAAGAUGAAAUCUCAUAUUAUGAUACUAGAGAUUGUUUUACGGAGCCUGAUUGCAAGUGUGAGUCAGAAAGAGCUAUAAAUGAAGUGGACAGGUGUAGGGAAGCCAGCACGCAAUGCACUGAUACAGAGAACAUUUAUCCCGAGAAAAUGGUCUGUAAUUAUAAGCACCCUCAGAUAGCAAGACGAAAAAAGCUUCCAGAUCCUGUUGAGAAAGAGAAGGGUGUUAGUCUUUGGUCAAUGAUCAAGGACAACGUGGGAAAAGAUCUCACGAGAGUUUGUCUCCCGGUAUACUUUAAUGAGCCUAUAUCUUCCCUACAAAAAUGUUGUGAGGACUUGGAGUACUCUUAUCUACUGGAUCUAGCUCACGAGUACGGAAAAUCAGGAAACGGUCUUCUUCGGGCACUGUAUGUUGCUGCCUUUGCAGUUUCGGGUUAUGCGUCAUCUGAAGGUCGUAACUGUAAACCCUUUAAUCCUUUACUGGGUGAAACCUACGAAGCUGAUUACCCCGAGAAAGGAAUUCGCUUCUUUUCAGAGAAGGUCAGCCAUCAUCCAACACUCAUUGCCUGCCACUGCGAAGGUAGAGGAUGGAAGUUUUGGGCUGACAGCAACAUCCAUUCAAAGUUUCGGGGAAGGUCAAUUCAGCUUGAUCCAGUAGGUGUUCUGACCCUAGAGUUCAAUGAUGGUGAAAUAUUUCAGUGGAGCAAGGUCACCACCACGAUCUAUAAUCUCAUCCUUGGGAAAAUAUACUGUGAUCAUCAUGGGAACAUGGAUAUACGUGGCAAUCGGAAGUAUUCGUGCAGACUCAAGUUCAAAGAGCAGACGAUACUCGACCGAAAUCCUCGCCAAGUACAUGGAUUUGUGGAAGAUGUAACGGGGAAAAAGGUUGCGACAUUGUUUGGGAAGUGGGAUGACAGCAUGUACUAUAUGAGUGGUAAUGUAAAUGUGAAGCCUAAAGAUUUGAAUUCACCAAACGCAUCUUUGUUGUGGAAAAGGACGAUGGAAUCUCCUAAUGUGACACGGUAUAAUUUGACACCAUUUGCCAUCACUCUGAAUGAGCUUACUCCGGGACUGAAGGAGAAUCUCCCGCCUACGGAUUCCAGGCUUAGACCUGAUCAACGGCAUCUAGAGAAUGGGGAAUACGACAAGGCUAAUUUGGAGAAACAAAGGCUGGAAAAGCGUCAGAGAAUGUCAAGGAAAAUACAAGAAAAUGGUUGGAAGCCUAGGUGGUUCCGAAGAGAAGGUGAAAGUGGAACCUUUCGAUACAUUGGUGGAUACUGGGAAGCGAGAGAGCUUCGAAGCUGGGACGGAUGCCCUGAUAUAUUUAGUGAAAUCAAUGAAGAGUCUGCCGAUUCAUUUGGUGCAUUUUAACGUGGUUCAGAUAAUGAUCAUGAAGGUUAACCAAUGGGGAGCUUAGCUUUAAUGUCGUUGCAUGCCGUGUGUGUUUUCAAGAAUGGGAGAGUGGGAUUGGAGAAAUUGCUGAAAUGGUCAUCCUUUGUUGGUGAUAUAUGAACAAUGAGGAAGGUAGCACAGUUAAGUUCCACCAUUUGUUAUGCACGAUGCUUUUUGAAUUUAAACCUCAUACAUGGUCAAGGUUACUACUGUUGCGCGAAGAUAAAUGAUCUCAAAUUGAAAUUGUUACUUGGUGUUGGAUGUGCGUAUAUACAAAUUGAGGAAAUCCAGCUUCAAAGAUCAUAGUGUUAUCUCUUCAUUAGAAUGUCAUAAUUUUGCCUUUUCUUUUUUAUAUGAUUUUCUUGUGGUUGUAUGUAAUUAGUUGGGCAUAUUAGCUAAUGUAAGGAUAUAUCCCUUUAUCCUAUUAUAGCUACACUCGCCCCCAAUGGCUAUUGAUUUAUUAGCUAAAUGAUUGCAUUUUGGUAGAAAUAAACCACCAAAGGUUUUUUUGUUA